Neopsephotus bourkii (Bourke's parrot) is the source of this 1600-nucleotide messenger RNA. Its product is annotated as nuclear cap-binding protein subunit 2. The record is from RefSeq and is a predicted model, not a curated record. Gene Ontology annotation, molecular function: RNA cap binding. NCBI's taxonomy places the organism in Eukaryota, Metazoa, Chordata, Aves, Psittaciformes, Psittacidae. Gene Ontology annotation, biological process: mRNA cis splicing, via spliceosome. The transcript is spliced from 4 exons. The coding region runs from base 15 to 608 and encodes 197 amino acids. Gene Ontology annotation, cellular component: nuclear cap binding complex.
GUGCGGUGGGCGCGAUGGCGGCGGGGGGAGAGAGCUCGAGGAGCGGGCGCAGUGUCGUUUCGGGGCUGCUGAGCACCACGCUGAGCGGGCUCAACAGCGACUCCUACUGCGAGAUCAGCCAGUACCGCGACCAGCACUUCCGGGGCAGCCGGCAGCUGCAGGAGAAGUCCCUGAAGGUCUCCUCUACGCUGUAUGUGGGUAACCUGUCCUUCUACACCACCGAGGAGCAGAUCCACGAGCUCUUCGCCAAGUGCGGAGACGUCAAGAGGAUUGUGAUGGGGCUGGACAAGAUCAAGAAAACCCCCUGUGGCUUUUGCUUUGUGGAGUAUCCUUUGUGGUUCCCUGCCACAGACAGCCCGUUAUGCUCCAGGUACUACACAAGAGCAGAUGCUGAGAAUGCCAUGCGCUUUGUCAACGGCACACGACUGGAUGACCGCAUCAUUCGAACUGACUGGGAUGCAGGGUUUAAGGAGGGGCGACAGUAUGGAAGAGGAAAGACUGGAGGACAGGUGCGAGAUGAAUACCGGACAGACUACGAUGUUGGAAGAGGUGGCUUUGGCAAGAUCGUUCAGAUGCAGAAGGCGAGUCAUCAGCCUGCAGUCUAUUAGUUGCCUCAUGGAUCCUAGCUUGUAGAGGGCUUUGUCCUUCCAGAGCUAGCCCUGUUCUCAGAUUUUGGGUUGGGGUAGGGAGCGAGAUCCAAAUUCCAGCAAAAGGUGAGCCUCCUUAGUCUGUGGAUGUACGUGUAUUCGUUCCCCCUUCCUUCUGGGCUAGAGAGGAUGUUCUGUGCUGGUACAGGACAACAAGGGAAAAAAUGGAGGAUUCUGGGUGAGAAGAAAUGCAGCAUGUCCCACACGCCUUGUGCUAGGGUAGUCUUCACAUUGCAGCUCAGCAUGUGGCUUCCUUCCAGCUCUGACUGCAGCCAUACGUUCUCUCCUGUGAAGCUUAAAAGCUUACCACCAUCAGAGCCCUCCAGGUGCCUGGGCACCUUCUGCAGGUAGAUAAGAGAUUGAGGUUUCUAAUUUACAACCUCACCUGCUUACAAAGCUGUAUCGCUCUUUGGCUGAGAGAAGUGGAACAAGGUAUUAGCAUCCUCUUGGAGGUGCUUGUCUGCACAUUUAGCCCCUGGGUUGGUCAGGGCCUGCAGAGCAUUUCUCUUUGUGAUGCCCAAAGUGCUGUGUGGCUUUUCAGAUCCUCACUGUUCAUUGGGAUUUUGUUAAAAGUGGCUUGUAAUGUUUAAAUAAACAAUUGGAGUGUAUCUGGCUGAGAUGGAGUUAAUUCAACGCCUAGCAGCCCUCCUAGUGCUGGGCUUUGUAUUGCUAACUAGGUGUUGAAAGCACAUCAGUGUUUUGGCUGCUGCUGCUGAGUGCUCCUCAGCAUCAAGGCUGUACAUCCAACACUCCCCCAUCACCAGUAGGCUGGGGCUGGGCAAGAUCUUGGGACAGAACAGCGUCAGGACAACUGACCCCAACUAACAAAAGGAAAUACAUUCUUCCCUGUGAGGGUGCUGAGGCGCUGGCACAGGGUGCCCAGAGAAGCUGUGGCUGCCCCAUCCCUGGCAGUGCUCAAGGCCAGGUUGGACACAGGGGCUUGGAGCAAGCUG